GACAAGAGGCAAUGGGCAGAAAUUGAAGCACAGGAAGUUCCGCCUGAGGGGGAAUUUCUUCCCUGUGAGAAUGACGGAGCACUGGACCAGGUUGCCCAGAGAGGUUGUGGAGUCUCCUUCUCUGGAGAUCUUCAAGGCUCGCCUGGAUGCAACCCUGUCUAACGUGCUCCAGGUGACCCUGCUGAGCAGGGGGGUUGGACUACAUGAUAUCCAGAGGUCCCUUCCAACCUUACUGAUUCUAUGAGGGAGGUGUGUGGUGCUCCCCGGUGGGCGCGCGGGGACGGGACGGGACGGGAGGAGCGGGCUGCCACCAGCAGCAGCUCAGUGCUCCAGUGCCUCUCUUGCAGGAAGAUGAUUCCCGUGACGGAGUUUCGGCAGUUCUCGGAGCAGCAGCCAGCCUUCAGGGUGCUGAAGCCCUGGUGGGACGUGUUCACCGACUACCUCUCCGUCGCCAUGCUGAUGAUCGGCGUGUUCGGGUGCACCUUACAGGUCAUGCAAGACAAGAUAAUAUGCCUUCCCAAGCGAAUACAGCCUUGCCAGAACCAGUCUAAUAGUUCCAACGUGUUUCACACAAUCCCAGAUACAACCCCUCUCCCUCCCCCCAAGCCAUCCACUGCUCCAGCUACUGUUGAAAUGAAAGGACUGAAGACUGAUUUGGACCUUCAGCAGUACAGCUUUAUAAAUCAGGUGUGCUAUGAGCGUGCCCUGCACUGGUAUGCCAAGUACUUCCCUUACCUUGUCCUUAUACACACACUGGUCUUUAUGCUGUGUAGUAACUUCUGGUUCAAGUUCCCUGGAUCCAGCUCCAAAAUUGAGCACUUCAUUUCAAUACUUGGGAAGUGUUUUGACUCUCCCUGGACAACAAGAGCCUUAUCAGAAGUGUCAGGGGAGGACUCUGAAGAGAAAGAUAACAGGAAGAACAAUGUAAGCAAGUCUAACACUAUCCAGCCGAGCGCUGAAGGCACUUUGGUCAAGACCCAGUCUUUAAAAUCAAUCCCUGAGAAGCUGGUUGUGGACAAGGGAACACCUGGGGCACUAGAUAAGAAAGAAGGUGAACAGGCCAAAGCACUGUUUGAGAAGGUGAAGAAAUUCAGACUUCAUGUUGAGGAAGGUGAUAUACUCUAUGUCAUGUACGUUCGCCAGACUGUACUUAAGGUAAUUAAAUUCCUCAUCAUUAUUGCUUACAACACAGCACUUGUCUCAGAAGUUAAUUUUACAGUAGUCUGUAAUGUUGAUAUUGAAGACAUGACAGGAUAUAAGAAUUUUUGCUGUAAUCACACAAUGGCACAUCUGUUCUCUAAACUUUCUUACUGCUACCUGUGCUUUGUAAGCAUCUAUGGGCUCACAUGCCUUUAUACUUUAUACUGGUUGUUUUAUCGCUCGCUGAAAGAAUAUUCUUUUGAAUAUGUUCGGCAAGAGACAGGAAUUGAUGAUAUCCCAGAUGUCAAGAAUGACUUUGCUUUUAUGCUUCAUAUGAUAGAUCAGUAUGAUCCUCUCUAUUCCAAGAGAUUUGCUGUCUUCCUGUCCGAAGUCAGUGAAAAUAAGCUGAAACAGCUGAACUUAAACAAUGAGUGGACUGCAGAUAAACUGCGACAGAGGUUACAGACAAACUCCCACAGCCAUUUGGAGCUACAGCUUUUCAUGCUCUCUGGACUUCCAGACACAGUUUUUGAAAUUACUGAGCUGCAGUCUUUAAAACUUGAAAUAAUUAAUAACGUAAUGAUACCAGCAACCAUUGCACAGUUGGACAAUCUCCAAGAGCUGUCGUUGCACCAGUGCUCUGUGAAGAUCCACAGCGCCGCCUUGGCCUUUCUGAAGGAGAAUCUCAAGAUCUUAAGUGUCAAGUUUGAUGACAUCAGAGAGCUGCCGCACUGGAUGUACGGCCUGAGGAAUUUGGAAGAGCUUUAUUUAAUUGGCUCACUAAGUCAUGAUAUUUCCAAAAACAUUACACUGGAGUCUUUUCGGGAACUUAAAAGCCUUAAAAUUCUUUACAUUAAAAGUAAUUUGUCCAAAAUCCCACAAUCUGCAGUCGAUGUUUCAAGUCACCUGCAAAAACUGUGCAUCCAUAAUGAUGGCACUAAGUUGGUGAUGCUCAAUAACCUGAAGAAGAUGGUCAACUUGACUGAGCUGGAACUGGUUCACUGCGAUUUAGAACGCAUACCUCAUGCAGUCUUCAGCCUUCUCAGUCUUCAGGAAUUGGAUUUGAAGGAAAACAACCUCAAGUCAAUUGAAGAAAUAGUAAGUUUCCAACAUCUGAGAAAACUGACAAUCCUAAAGCUGUGGUACAACAGUAUAACAUAUAUCCCCGAGCAUAUAAAGAAACUCACUAGCCUAGAACGACUUUCCUUCAGCCAUAACAAAAUAGAGGUUCUUCCAUCCCACCUAUUCCUAUGCAACAAAAUCAGAUAUUUGGAUUUGUCUUACAAUGACAUUCGCUUUAUCCCCCCAGAAAUAGGAGUUCUGCAAAGUUUACAGUAUUUUUCCAUCACUUGUAACAAAGUGGAGAGUGUGCCAGAUGAACUAUACUUUUGCAAAAAGCUUAAGACUCUAAAAAUUGGGAAAAAUAGCCUGUCAGUCCUAUCACCUAAAAUUGGUAAUUUGGUAUUCCUCUCCUACUUGGAUAUUAAAGGCAACCACUUUGAAAUUCUCCCACCAGAACUUGGUGAAUGUAGAGCUCUGAAGCGAACUGGUUUCGUUGUAGAGGACGCCUUGUUUGAAACAUUGCCUUCCGAUGUCAGGGAACAAAUGAAAGCUGAAUAGCUAACUUCCUCUCGCUCGGUUUUACAGAAAUACACUUCUACCAAAUAGCCUGUAGGAAGUGCAUACUCUGAAUAUGCAUUUAGUGUUAUGUUUAUUUCUUUUUCUUUUUCAAACAAAUCCUGUCUGUACAAACAAAUUUGGAGUAAGGAGUACAUAUAUUUUUAAAUAAAAUUUUCUUGUAUUUUUUCACUGUUUUAAGAUAUUUUUAAGUUUAUUUUGCCCUGCGAAAAAGGGUGUCUGUAACUUAAUUCUUACUGACAAAAGCAAGUGGUUUUAUCUGCUGUUUUUUUUCUCUUUGACUAAUCCCCACAGGGAAACCAUGUUUAAGCUGUGUGCUUUGGAUUGCAUAAUUUGUAAUAGUUGAAUAUAUGGUCUUCCUGGUUCUUAUUACUCCCUUAGGAUGUGGUCUUCAAAGGGUGGUCUUGCAGAUGCUGGAUGCCCCCAUCUCCUCUGGUCAUCAGCAGGAGCUCAAGAUGUUCAGCAUCUAACAGGAUCACAUCUCGGCUGAGCACCCUUGUAUUUCAGACGCGGUGUGCUCAGAUGGUCAGAGCAAGUAGAAAAGGGUGUUUACGUACCAGGGCGGAGAUGCUUUAGUGGCCAGAGGGAAGGCGCAGAACCCCCCAGGCCCUUUGGAGAGCUCAGCGGCCCCGACCGCUGUUUCCGCGAGGCUGCCGGCCGCACGAGGCCACCGUGCGUGGAGGAGGCAGCACCAAAAUGGUCCGCGCUGGAGAUUUUCAAAACGAUGCACAGGGAUUCGGCUGCCUGUUUCCUCCUGACUUGAACAGAAGGAGUGUAGAGCAGUCACCGUCUUGGAAACGGCAGCCCGGGGGGUGAAACGCUGUUUCCAGAAAUCCUCUGCCCGUCCUCCGCUGAAUGUCCAGUCCUACAGAGAAGGGAGCGCCCUCCGUUCCCUGCCCCACAAGGGUGUUUGGCACCUUGCUGGAAUGGCACUCAAAAAAGUGAAAUCAUGUUUAGUUUGUAAAGCUUCUGACAUGGAAAUGAUACUGUUUUUAGCAGCUAAUGUGCUCCUUAACUGAGCUUUGUUAUCAUAUUAGCAAGCUCAGCACAGGAACAUUUGCAGAUUUAUAGAAAUGAGAUUAAAUGAAUACAUUAACUUCUCAAAAGUCUCAGCCUACCAGAGGACAGUGAUGAAGGCUAUGUUUUCAUCUCCCAGCUAAUAAUUAAAUUGGAAAUCAUACAGCAGGAAGCCUGCUUUUUAAAAUAAUGUAAUCAUCUGUAAUACUCCAAUGGUUAUGUAUCAGGUUAGGAAUUUUAUCCUCUGAAGCCAUGUUCAGUUUUUUAUUUAUCCAGCCAUUUGCUUUCUUUUGUGACUGUUUAGCAGGUGUAGUCCAUGACAAUUUGUGUGCUGCUUGCAAGCUGAUUUAAGCUAAUCAAAAAUAACUGUAUGAUAGUAAAUUAUUUUGCUGGGAGAAGAUCUCUUCAUCCUAUCCAACAGAUAGCACAUAUCUGAGUCAAAUGCAGGCACUGGAUAAAUGCUUUGCAAGGAUAACUAGAAAUAAGUACUUCUUUCUGUAAGAGGUAGUGCUUUUUAUAAAUAGCAGAGGUUGGGUUGCUGAUUGUUUAAAGUUAUGUAAAAUAAUUGUUUGGUGAUUGUCAGGUUGAUUGCUUUUAAAUGUUCUCUAAUUGCUGUUGCGUGUCUUGAACUGCAGUUAAUCCGAGUUCCUGAGCUUGGUUCAAAAGCAUCAAGUUGCUUUAAGAGUCUGACUUAUGAAGGUGGGGAGGCAAACUGGAAUGAGUAUUUCUGCAUUAGUCCAGGGUGUGCUAUGCAAUUUGGUAUGUGGGCUUGCUAGAGUACUGAAGUCAGACUUAUUUUUUAGGCUUGGCUGUGUUCUGGAGAAGAUCCAUCUAAUUAAUCAAAAAAUGGGUCAGGCAUGAAAGAAUCAAAGCAAGCUUUUAAAAAGUGGUUUGAUUUAGUUCUGUAAAAGACCUACAACUGAUGUAGCAGGAGCUACUCUUUAUUCAUGUAUGGAAUGCACUUAUUGGAACAGCUUGGCAGUAUAUGUACUCUAAAUGUACUUCACUUUGAUGUAAUGUGAGGGAGAAAAAUUGCUCAUAUUAACCUGAUCAUGUAAACCAAAGUGCUGUUGUUCCUGAUGAAUGUAAGCUGUUUAAAAUGUCCAAGUAAUUGGUGGAGCUGUAUAGUUAUCUUAUUUAAUUUGAAAUAUGGGAUUACAUUUAAAGUUAAAAAAAAAUCUUUAUAUUCCUGGAUGUAGCAUUUAAAUCCGUAAUUUAUUUUGUGUCUAACGUUUCACGUGUAGUUUGUGGUCUGUCUUCGGGAAGGAAACGAUGCACACCUCGUAACUGCGGGUUGGAGGCCUGCGCCGCGCCGUUCCGGCAGACGCGCCCGCUGGGGUCGGGGCGGCUGUGCGCUACCGCGGCACCCAUACCGGUGCAGCCCCUCCGGCGGGCACAGUCACCCGAGUGCCGGUGUAUCUGUAUUCACCCUCUACAUGAGAAUAACUGAUACCGCUCUGAGCACUUUCCCGCUGAUAACUGUAUCUUCUGCAAGGCUUUGGGCUGCUGAGUCAGUCUCACCGUGAGGGGCAGUUUCCUUCCUCCUCCUCCUCCUCCUCCUCCUCCUCCUCCUCCUCCUCCUCCUCCUCCCUGGCAGCUCGGUCCUGGCUGCCGUGCCAGCUGCUUCGCCUCUGCCUUUACCGUGCUGGCGCUUCUCCGAUCCCUCCGCAAGGCAAAUCAACUGCUUAACGCCAGUUAAAAAAAAAAGAAAAAAAGGCCUGUUUUUCUGCUGGGCGAGAGCAGUGGGACCACCCGUCCGUCCCCGAGGUCCCACCCAGGGACGCUUCAACCAGUGAGGGCGAGCGGCGGGCGAGCCUCAGGCUCACAGGGAAUGGUAAAAUAUCGAAUUACUGGUAACCGUUUAAACUCACGAAACAAACUCAGGUAGCUGCACUGUUGAAUUUUCUAAAUUUCUUACUGUCUAGUCUGUGGGGUGUAUUUUCAAAACGAUAUUACAGUAUUUUAGUAAUGCAUCGGCUAAGAGAAGAGUGUUUCCUAAUUCUGUAUGGGAUCCAGGAAAAUAUGUAAAAGUGCCAUAUUUACUCAGUGAUUCAUUUACUGCUCAUAGGUGUAUUCACAUGCAACGCAUACGAGAAGACUUUCCUGUGAACUAUAAUAUUUGACUUAGAAAGGAUGGACUGUUUGUGGAUAACACUUUAGGCAUGGUUUGUAUGAGUUUGUAUAACUAGUUACGUUAAUCAGGCGCCUAACAACUAAUGUAAUUCCUGAAUGUAAGCAGGGCUUAUUACUCGGAAGUAAUACCGACCUUCCUUGGUAACGGGAGCAAAGAUGACAAGGAGUGCAUCAAAAAUAAGAACGUGACCUUAAUAGUGUGCCGAGCCUGAAAAGCAAAUCUACUUUGUGAUCAAAACCCGACGAGCUGGGCGUCUCCCCCUGCGCCAGAGUUCGGGCGGAUACUUGUGCCGAGCUCUCGCGUCUCGCCAGCCCAGCAGCGCUCGAAGGCCUGGGCUGGAAAGCGCCUGCUCCAAGUCCUGUAUCGCGUUUCUGGCGCGUCCGCUAAUGCGUGCGUUUAAGCGGGACGAGUCCUGUACGAAUGCCGAGGAAAAGCUUUGAAAUUCGACCGAGUGGACAAAUGUCUUAGUCCUGUAGCAAGAACCUAAAUUCUGUAGCGGGACUCUUAAUGCGGUAACAGACCUGCCUAGCGUUACGACGCCGUCUAGUACCCCCGGGAGAAAGUUCAAUAAAGCGCUCUUGUACCAGCAAA
This is a messenger RNA of Rhea pennata, 6520 nucleotides long. RefSeq names its product leucine rich repeat containing 8 VRAC subunit C (gene LRRC8C). Bases 241 to 2760 code for a protein of 839 amino acids. The transcript has 2 exons. The record is from RefSeq and is a predicted model, not a curated record. Gene Ontology annotation, molecular function: protein binding. Lineage: Eukaryota; Metazoa; Chordata; Aves; Rheiformes; Rheidae.